AUGGGAGAGGACAUCGGGACACCUUAUAGCGAGAUGAAGACCCCCAGUACCUUCCUGUCACAAUUUUGCUUGGGUUUGGCAGUUUGCAUCGGGGUCUGCACCUGUAAGCCAGUCAACAACGACAUCCAAAGCCUGGAGCCGGAGGAACCCAUCUCCACUCUGCCAGAGGACUUUCUGGAGGAAGAGGACACAGAGUCGAGAAUAGAGAACCUAUUGGGAACCAUGAAGGAGAGUUUCCUGAGACAGCUCAACCUGUCCGACGUUCCACAGGAGCACAGCAAGAUUUCCCCUCCUCAGUUCAUGGUGGAGCUGUACAACAAAUAUGCCUCCAAUACGUCAGCGAUUCCUGAGUCGGACGUUAUUCGAAGCUUCACUGUGAAAGAUAUCAUUCCAAGUGUGACAAACGGCUCAAAGCCGAAGCACAGGCUGCAGUUCAACCUCAGCAUCCCCAGUCACGAAAAGAUCAACACCGCCGAACUGCAGCUCCUUUUAUUUCCGGAUGCCGAGUCCAAGGUCAGUUCUCCGAGUUACAACGCUUCCGUCGAAGUGUAUGAGGCCAAUGAUAAUUUCACGUCCCAGGCACAGCUACUGGACGGCAGGGAGGUGGCGGGCCCGCAGACCACAUGGGCCACGUUUGAUGUGACCGCAGCUAUUCGGAGAUGGAUUAAGUCAGGCCAAGGCACCACUGCUUUUGAUGUCGUGGUGGAUAGGAAUGAUUGCGGGGCCCCCGACGGCGGAGCCAGCUGUUUGAAUAUGAGCAUGUCUGUUGGAGAUAAUGCUUCAGCUGCUCUAAUAGUCUUCUCAGAUGACUUCGGCAGCAGGGGGAGGGAGGCAAAGAAGGAACUCAGGGAGAUGAUCUUUCACGAAGAAGAAACCCUAUUGCACUCCGGGGCCGACUGGAACAGAAGGGAUCGGCUUCCCAACGAGAUCCCGGACGCUCGGCACCCGUGGAGAACAAAGCGAAAGGCGGAGAGGGAGCACUGCCGGCGAACGUCACUCAAAGUCAACUUUAAAGACAUCGGCUGGGACAGCUGGAUCGUGGCGCCUCCGGAAUACGACGCCUUUGAAUGCCGAGGCCUGUGCUACCACCCGCUCACGGAUGAAUCCACCCCGUCCAAGCACGCCCUCAUCCAGACGCUGAUGAACAUCAGGGACCCUAAAAAGGCCAGCAUGGCGUGCUGCGUCCCCACAAAACUGGACCCCAUCACAAUCAUGUAUCACGAAAACGGACGGCUCACUAUAAGAUACCUUUAUGAGGAGAUGAAGGUGGCCGAGUGUGGCUGCAGGUAG
Messenger RNA from Menidia menidia (Atlantic silverside), 1290 nucleotides. NCBI's taxonomy places the organism in Eukaryota, Metazoa, Chordata, Actinopteri, Atheriniformes, Atherinopsidae. The record is from the annotation of a GenBank genome assembly.